Molecule: messenger RNA, 1686 nt
Organism: Orbilia oligospora ATCC 24927
Lineage: Eukaryota; Fungi; Ascomycota; Orbiliomycetes; Orbiliales; Orbiliaceae
Exons: 1
Coding region: 1-1686 (561 amino acids)
Source: RefSeq, a predicted model, not a curated record
AUGUCCAGCCUUCGCAACUUCGCCUUCCUCAGGAAGAAAACAGACACCAAAGACGCCCCAAAACCUCCCAGCCUCCGUCCAUUCCUCCUCAGUCUUCCUCGAGAACAAGCAAUGUCCAUCAUCAACUCCUCCCGCCCUCCCAAACCUGUCGAACCCAAGAAUUCCGCUGAUAUGAGCGACCCUGUUCGUGACAGACCAGGCAGCCUUAUUCGAGGUGCCAGAAGCGAUAUCUCCAACCAGCCAAGGAUCUAUGUACCAUUUGCUCCCCAGCCAAGUGAUCUGGCGAAGCUCAUGUCCUCUCAAAAACCUGGCGUGAAAUGUCAAAAAUGCAACUCGAACAUUGUACUCACCAAGGUCCUAAAGGACAAUGGGAGCCGUAAUGUUGAAAACUCACAUCUUGGCGAGAUCUUCAAUUUUACGAAAGACCACGAUGAAACUGGUACUCCCAUUACAAUCGAGCUUGUUUGGGCUUGUCGUAUCAAUCGACAUGUCUUCCCUGCACCUGGAAACGAGAUGCUAACAGCUCCGGUCAUUCAAACCAUCAUCAUCGACCCCGAAACUGGUGGUCCCAAACGUCUCACGUUCGCUGGUGCCCAACGAUGGGUCAACCAAAUGCGAGAGCUAAUGCGCAUGGGAGACGUCAGCCGCGCCAAAGAGUGUAUGACCGAGAUCGUUCAAAUGAAUGAAGGUAUGAAGAAGGAAAGCUUCACCUGGCUGGAGAAGGAAAAGGCCAGUCGAAUGUCCGCAUCGCUCUCCCUGCCAAAGAAGAUCGUCUUUCAACAAGACCAACAGCAGGAAGGGCAACCAAGGAAGCCAGAGGAACUUGAAGGACAGAAGUUACUUGAACAGUUUUUCGACGAGGAAGGUGAUGUUCUCUAUCAGAUGAUCACGAGCGACGAUGAUAAUAUCGAAUACAGUGGUCUUGCCAUUGACUCCAGCAGCGAGAGCAAUCCAUCAGACAUGGCCGCUACCGCCAACGACAAGCAGCCAAUGGAAGAGCCACCAACGGUUCCUGACGUCAAAGUUACUGUCACGGUCGUCACCAAUCCUCAAAACGACAAAGGAAACGCCGAAGAAACCCCUUCUCUGGACGACAAAUCCGUCAAGUCAACCAAAACCUCCAUCUCCAACUCCACUAUGUCCAAUGCUUCCCUUCCUAAGGAAACAGAACACCCAACAACGAUCGCCACGAUGGAAGACAAGGUCGUCUCAAAGCGUCUAUCUAAACGCUUCUCCCUCACAAAUAUGCUCACCGGCUUCAAGAAGGUUUCUCCUUCGAUUAAACGCAUCGAGGGGAAACAUGACCUUGGCAAGUACGCUGAAGAACAAGCUGCUGCGGCCACAAACACCGUGGCCAUGUUACCGGCCCAAGCAGAGUCUAUGUCCCUCCAUGAGAUGCUUCAAGAGCCCUUCCAUAGAAUUGCUGAGGAGUCUUUGAAGGAUCUUUCCGGGUAUAUGGCUGCUUCUUCCUCCAGCAUCUCCAAUACCACCAUUGGCUCCACUAAGCCCGAGAUGCCGGAGAAUUCCCUUGCUAACAUCUCUAGCGAGGGUAUUCAGUCGGACACGCCGAGCUUUGUGACGGAUAAGUCGGGGGCUGGAAAUGAUAGUACCCAAGACAUUGAACACGGCCUCACGGUCGUUACUAUCACCUCCGAGCCAGCUAGCAAGAACUUUGAGGACGAGUAA